AUGGCGUCUGGCCAUUAAUACCCAGCAGGAGUUAACUGAAAGCGAUAUUCCUGGCGCUGAAUUGCCGAGACAAGCCGAACACUGUACAGUUGCAAUUCUUAAACGUUGGCUAGCUUGUAGCGGGGCGAAGGUACCCGGAAAACGGGAGGAUUUGAUCAAAAGGUAAGACGAUCGUGGCAUGUGGAACAUCGGGUAGCUCCCGCUAUUCUCCAGUGUAUCUGAUUUGAUUGUUUACAAUUCGGGAAGAAUUCACUGAUUUUUUUGUUGGUUUUAGAGUAAACGAUUACAUAAAUAGCGUAUUAUCCCAUAAUCUUGUUGACCCCGAUGGAGGUAUAAAUCUUCGGAAAAAACGCUUAGAACUUAGUUUGGAACAAGACAUCAGCCCAUCAAUAGAUGUUGCAUUCCCUCAAGAUGGAUUCGAAGUUGGAAUAUCCAGUGUUCCUAAAGUUGGCUUUGGUCAAAUAUGGAAAUAUUUGAUGGAAGAAGUCGAGUUUAAGAAGCAACUAUCUGUGGAAAAACGCAUACUGAAAGGUUACAACUUUUUCAAGUCUGGUAAAGUGUUAGGUUUAUAUAGCAAAACUGAGAAUGGCCUGUUGUACCUAAAAAGCCAAGUGUUCAUAUUCAAAGACUGGGCCGACGUAUACUAUAAAAGUCAUAAUACGUGCCAACUCUGAAAAUGAGAAAGCAUUUUGCCCAUGUCCAGCUGGGAAUGA
Porites lobata is the source of this 713-nucleotide messenger RNA. The record is from the annotation of a GenBank genome assembly. NCBI's taxonomy places the organism in Eukaryota, Metazoa, Cnidaria, Anthozoa, Scleractinia, Poritidae.